AUAAUAGUAUAUUAUGGCUAAUCUGAGAGAGCAAGAAGGUGCAUUAUUAGUGCUUGUUUUGAGUGCACUUCUCAUAUGCAUUGCUACUUUGUUUGUGGUUUAUUUUCGGAGGAUGAAAUGGAGUGCUCAAAUGAGCCACGUGAACAAGAGUAGUGUUCGUAUUCCCACAAACUGGCCGGUCAUCGGAAUGAUGCCGGCGUUAUUUCAAAACGUCGAUCGCGUCCACGACUACGUGACCGACCUCCUCGUACACAACGGGGGCACAUUUGAGUUUAGAGGGCCGUGGGUUGUCAACAUGCACAUGUUGGUCACCUGCGACCCUGCUAACAUCAACCACAUACUCUGCAAGAACUUCAAGAACUACCCGAAGGGGCCCCACUUCCAGAGAAUCUUUGACAUUCUCGGGGAAGGGAUGAUCAACGCCGACUCUGAGCUGUGGGAGCUUCACCGAAAGACGACGAUGCCCCUGAUGAGCCAUCCCGGCUUUCGCUCUCUCCUAGAGAGAACCGUCUCCGAGAAGCUGGAGCGAGGGCUUUUCCUACUUCUAGACAAGCACGUCGAGCUAGGAACCCCCUUCGGACUAAAGCAAGUUUUUCAAAGGUUGAGUUUUGACAUCGGGUCCAUGCAGCUUCUAGACAAGGACCCGGGCAGCCUCGAACUCAUCAACGAGGGCCACCCGGUUCUUGAGUCGAUAAGGGGAGCUGUGAAUGCGGUACUCUACCGACACGUGCUCCCAGAGUGGGGUUGGAAGAUGCAAAAAUGGGUGUUUGGGGUUGACAGAGAGAAGAGGCUGAGUGAAGCUUGGGAGGGCUUAGAUCAAUUCCUAAACCCCAUUAUUAUGGAAAGGAAACAACAAAUUGAGCAAAAUGAUGAAGACGAAUCCAACUUCAGCAUGUUGGUUUCUCACAUCAAUGCACACAAAGGGAAGAGUGUCAAGUUCUUGAGGGACACUUUCGUCACCUUGAUAAUUGCAGGGUCUGAUACUACGGCUAUAUUCAGUUCCUUGUUUAAUCCCAUUGCCACACUUUCCCUUUUUAAUGAAGCAAAAGAUGUUGCAAUUUUUAAUUUCCGGGUAUGCGGUAUCAGAAUGUGCAGAAUUUACUUAAAUAGUUCCACCCUCACAUGGCUCUUCUGGCUCCUCGCAAAAAACCCUUCCGUCGAAGAAAAGAUCCUCCAAGAAAUCCUUCAACAAAUUAACCCUCCAAGAGAUGACGAGGGCAAAAAGGUCAUUAUCACCUCCGAAGAUUGCCAGAAGCUGGUUUACCUCCACGCCGCCGUCUGCGAGUCCCUGCGGCUGUUCCCGCCCGCACCCUUGAACCACAAAGUCCCCGUCGCCCGGGAUACGCUCCCGAGCGGCCACGUGGUCGAGCCCAACACCAAGAUAAUAAUCCCGUUUUAUUCCACGGGGAGGAUGGCUUCGGUGUGGGGCUCGGACUGCUCGGAGUUCAAGCCGGAGCGGUGGAUUUCCCCCGCCGGAGGGAUCAAGCACCAGCCGUCUUUCAAGUUCCCGGCGUUCAACGCCGGCCCAAGGACCUGCAUCGGCCGGGAGAUGGCUCUCACGGUGGUGAAGAUGGUGGCCGCCACCGUGGUACUUCACUAUCGGUAUGAGCUGGUUGAACCCCACCGCCCGGUUGAGAUUUCCGACUCGAUUCUUCUUGAAAUGAAGCACGAUUUGAAGGUUGUGUUCACGCGCCGCCGCCAGUGAUGGCCACGGUUCAACGUACGGAUCAACCCCAUGCAUUCAAUAGUAAAAAGAUGAAGUGUUUAUUUUGCGACCCUAAAAAUUUACGGUAUCAAAUAAUUGUUUCUUUAGUGCAAAUAAAUGUUACUUCUCCUU
Messenger RNA from Cuscuta campestris, 1837 nucleotides. NCBI's taxonomy places the organism in Eukaryota, Viridiplantae, Streptophyta, Magnoliopsida, Solanales, Convolvulaceae. The record is from the annotation of a GenBank genome assembly.